AUGAGUUAGGGAGAAACAGCUUCCAAAGGCUAUAAACCUCCAUAAAAGAUAGUUGAUUUAGAGAAAUCUAUUAUCAAACCUAUUAAAAUUAGUGCUAAUGACGAAUAAUACGAAGAAAAGCAACCGGAGAAUCAUAAGAAAAUAAAAAUUAAUAAAAUUCAUGUGGAAGGUUAGAACAAGAUCUAAAAGUCCACCAUAGAAAAGAUCGCAUUCAUCGUUCCUUCACAUACCAAGCAAUCCUAUAGUUAUUCAAAUGGCAAAUCCAUCAUAAAUUUAUUAAAGAUGCAAGUAACUCAGUUCAGCAUAACUAAUAAAAAGCCUCCAAAACUAGGCUUUGCUUUUAAAGCAAGGAGUAUUUAUGUUGGGGAAUAACAAUAUGCCAGCACCUAAUUGUAAAAACUCAAUGCUCUGAUUGGAGGAAGUAGUACCGAUGCCUCUACUUAAAAUCUCAAUUUCAUUUCUAGCAAUUUUCUCUCGCCAAACAUCUAAGAUCACUCUCAAAAGCCUAAUCUGUUCAACGUCCCAUCUCAAAGAUCAAAAGUUUACCCUUACAAGCCUGUUAUAGUUUAAAAGCGAAGUUCAAACUUAUCAAGCUUUCACAAAGACAAUCUGAGAAGCUCUGGGCAGGGCUAAGUGGGACAUCAAUAAUAAAAUUCAGAUUCUGAACAAUUAAAGCUUGGAUUGAUAAGAGCAUAAACAUUUGUCUCACAUAUGACUUAAAGUUUAUAAACAAUUGAGGACAUAAUUGACCCAAAAGACUAGUAGUAAAUCAUUAAUUUUCGAAUAUAAGAGGAGAAGUAAGUGCAAUCUGAUUUUAUAAAUGCAUAAUCACCUUACAUGCAUCUUAAAAUAACUGAUUCGGAUAAUUAAUCUGAAAAUAGAGAUCAUCUAAGAAAAAGAGUUAUAUUCAGCAGCUUAGAUGAACUGGAUAGCUGUGUAAGUGAAAACAACUAUUUGAGGAGAAUUCAGUUCAAAGGAAAACUGUCAUAUUAAGACUGGUUGCUGCAUAUGCAGACCCAGGUCCAAUUAUCUAAGUAAAAGCAAAUUUGA
Molecule: messenger RNA, 1050 nt
Organism: Stylonychia lemnae
Lineage: Eukaryota; Ciliophora; Spirotrichea; Sporadotrichida; Oxytrichidae
Source: the annotation of a GenBank genome assembly